AGAAAAUUAACAACUAAGGAAUAAUUUUUUUUAACUACUCUCAUUGACAUCUGAAACCCCAAACCCCGGCCUGGUCUGUUUGGUCUGCUUCAUAAACGUUCUCGGAAGUCUUGCGAUGUUGCGCUUCUGGGUUUAGAAACUCUUUGGUUCAUAUUUCCUUGACUUUUUCUGCGUUAUUUCUUCCUCUUCCUGUUGUCGUCUGUAUGUCUGGCAGAUCCACAGAACAGAAAUGGCAAAGUCAAAGAAUCACACCACACACAACCAGUCCCGUAAGGCCCACAGGAAUGGGAUCAAGAAGCCCAGACCAGACCGAUACGAGUCUAUGAAAGGGGUCGACCCGAAGUUCAUGAAGAACAUGCGUUUCGCCAAGAAGCACAACAAGAAGGGACAGAAGACGGCCAAUGCAGCUGCCAAGAAGAUCGCUGCGGCAGCCGCCCCUUAGACUGGAUUGGCUGAUCACUGCAUCGCCACGUUCCAUUGACUUUGUUACCAUCACAAUAAAGCUUUGUUUAGUUUA
Messenger RNA from Salmo salar (Atlantic salmon), 517 nucleotides. RefSeq names its product large ribosomal subunit protein eL29. Gene Ontology annotation, biological process: cytoplasmic translation. Lineage: Eukaryota; Metazoa; Chordata; Actinopteri; Salmoniformes; Salmonidae. Gene Ontology annotation, cellular component: ribosome; cytosolic large ribosomal subunit. Gene Ontology annotation, molecular function: structural constituent of ribosome. The record is from RefSeq and is a predicted model, not a curated record.